Molecule: messenger RNA, 1051 nt
Organism: Boleophthalmus pectinirostris (great blue-spotted mudskipper)
Lineage: Eukaryota; Metazoa; Chordata; Actinopteri; Gobiiformes; Gobiidae
Gene: coq10b
Product: coenzyme Q10B
Exons: 5
Coding region: 16-795 (259 amino acids)
Biological process (GO): cellular respiration; ubiquinone biosynthetic process
Cellular component (GO): mitochondrion
Molecular function (GO): ubiquinone binding
Source: RefSeq, a predicted model, not a curated record
UGGCGUGGGCGGGACAUGCCGCUGUGGCUUGUCAACCUCCAGGAUCAGGCAGAAGCGAUUGAAGAAAAUCGUGAAAGAGAAGUAAAGAUGGCCAGAGGUGGUCGCAGCCUUCGUAGAGUUGCUGAGUGCAUAAAACAGUUGUCUGCAAGUCGAGAAUUAACGUCGAGGAACAAUUUAAGAUAUCUGUCAUCAUGCGGGAUCCUUAUGACGCGUGUCCCUCCUCUGCUGAAUGCAGCCGUAAACCAUCAGCCUGUGUCACCUGCACGCAGCUUCUUCAACCUGGCAGACUCCUUCUCCAAGAAGAAAGAGUACUCAGAAAGGCGCAUCAUUGGGUAUUCUAUGCAGGAGAUCUAUGAUGUGGUGGCGGGAGUGGAAAACUAUCGUCUGUUUGUGCCCUGGUGUAAAAAGUCAGACGUGAUAUUCAGACGAGCAGGGUUCUGCAAGGCCAAGCUUACUGUGGGCUUCCCCCCAGUGGUGGAGAACUACACCUCUCUAGUCUCAUCAGUGCGCCCCCACCUGGUCAAGGCUUCCUGCUCAGAGGGUAAACUGUUCAACCAUUUGGAGACAGAGUGGCGCUUUAGUCCUGGGCUUCCUGGCUACCCUCGCACCUGUACUGUAGAUUUCUCUAUUUCCUUUGAGUUCCGCUCCUUGCUGCACUCACAGCUGGCCCACAUGUUUUUUGAUGAAGUGGUGAAGCAGAUGGUAUCAGCGUUUGAACAUCGCGCAUCUCAAGUCUUUGGUGCAGAGACACCCAUCCCUCGUGAGCUCAUGUUUCAUGAGGUGCACCACACGUAGCAUCAUCACAACUGUACGCCUGAACCUGAUGCCUAAAGCUGACAUCCAAAUAUUUGCAAUGGGAGGUUUGAGUGGAAAAACUCAACCAUCACAAUUUAAUCUGCAGUGCCUGUCUCACAAUAAAGACCAACUCCCGAAAGACAAUCUUUUGCCAAAUUUCACUUUGGUGCUUUACAUGCCAGAUCCUUUAAAUUUUUAUUUAUUUUUAGUCUGUGCAUAGAAAUUGUUAUUAAAUGUGGAACUGAUUUAGAUUUUA